CACGUGAUGACCGGACGCGCAUGUCGUCGCGCAGGUGUCGUGUCGUCUGUGAUCAAGACCGAGCGGAUAUCCGAAUAUUGGUGUCGGGUAUCCGCGGUGACCGCAAUCCGCACUUUUUCCUCGUGGAAAACCGAAAAAACGAAGAAUGUCCUUGCUUGCUCUCGUUUCGCUCUGACGGUACUCACCUGGAUUACUUCAACUCGUCGAUUCGUCAUUGCUUGCCUUUUUAGGAUGUCCGUAACCGAGGAAAGGAUUCAGGAGCUGAACAUGUGUUUCAUGGAUUUUAUGAGCAAGCCGGAGAACGUCGAAGCAGCUACAAAGGAGAUUUACGAGGAUUUGUUAGACGAGGUUCUGAUGGGUUUCGUUUUCGAUGUGCACCGCACAACUAAGACUGGCAGUUCCGAUAUCGAAGAAGGCAUUCCCGAUGACAAGUCUUAUGCUAUUGUCGAUUCGCCUGGCUUAGACGUGUUCGGACAGCACCCAAUGAAGAAAUCUCAGGAAUGCAAUUGUCCGAAUUGCGAACGUGGUGUGGCGGCCUGCAGAUUUGCUACUCAUCUGGCAAAAUGUAUGGGCAUGGGUAGAAACAGCUCACGUAUCGCAUCGCUUCGCAUCGCAAACAACUCCAAGGACAUGAACAACUACGGCGGUGUGUUGAGCGACGACGAUGACGACGUCGACUGGAGCCUGACCAACGACGGCGGCAAUAAGCGCAAACGUCCUCGCAAGGACCGCAACGGUGUAAACAAGCGUUUGAGCAAGCAGCAGAAGCAACAGGGCAGUGCUGGCGCCAACGCCGGUGGUAGCGGCUCACAGAGGAACGGCGAGAACGCCGUUAUCGGCGGCGGCGGCGGCGGUGAACAUAACGUGCACAGCAGCAACGAGAGCUCGCCGUCGAACUACGAGAACAUGUCGCUUGUGGACAAACGGGCGUUGCUUACGCAGAUCUGCGGCGUUGUGUCCGAACACACGAAAAAGUUGUGCACUAGAUCGGUACGCUGUCCUCAACACACCGACGAACAGCGUAGGGAGAUACGCGCCAAUCUAGAGUCCAACGGCCAGGACAGUCUGCAUGUCGACGUAGACACAUAUGAGGAAAACGACGGUCAGAAUCUGCGGGACACGCUGACGAGGUGGGAUCGGGAAGGUUCGAGUCACUCCAGUCCAGCCGACUCUGCCUCGACCACGUCAACCUCGUCGAUCAGCCGGAAACGGGAGACCAAAUCCAAGGGCAAGGGGAAGGCCUUGUCGAAACGCGAUCGCGGUUCCCCGAUCUCGCAAGGAGACUGAGAGGGGGAGGGUCGAUCUAGGACUGUUUCUCGCUCUGGGAGUGUUCUUCGGUCCAGGCUCACUCUUCGGCGGCAGAGAAAUAUUGUACGAUAAUGUUCCUACGAAUUGUACAUAGAUUAAAGGGAGAUAAUUUCUUUCGGACGAUUGCA
This is a messenger RNA of Temnothorax curvispinosus, 1436 nucleotides long. RefSeq names its product ataxin-7-like protein 3 (gene Sgf11). Gene Ontology annotation, biological process: regulation of transcription by RNA polymerase II; positive regulation of DNA-templated transcription. The transcript is spliced from 3 exons. Gene Ontology annotation, cellular component: SAGA complex; DUBm complex. Gene Ontology annotation, molecular function: transcription coactivator activity. Lineage: Eukaryota; Metazoa; Arthropoda; Insecta; Hymenoptera; Formicidae. The record is from RefSeq and is a predicted model, not a curated record. The coding region runs from base 7 to 1287 and encodes 426 amino acids.